AUGGCAUUAGAGAGAUCAUUUGCCCAGCACUUUGCUGAAUGCGAAAACUGUGAGGAAAACCCCGCGCAGUUCCUAUGCAAAACAUGCCCUGGCCAUCUUUGUGAAACAUGCAAAAGAGAGCAUGAAACGAGAAAAAUAACUAAAAAUCAUGAAGUUAUACACAUACACUUAGACAGGGAGAAUACACUUGGUCUACUUUAUUGUGCUGAACACACGGUAAACAAAGUGGAAUGGUACUGCUCUCCCUGCAAGGAGCCGGUGUGCACAAAAUGUCUUAUGGAAUCUCAUAACGGCCACAGAAUGAAAGAGCUGGAUAAAGUACUCAAAGAGAUCGGGAAAAAACUUGAAGAAGAAAAAGGACAAGUAGAAAGAAUACUUUUACCUAAAUACAGAGAAAUGUUAUCUGAAGUGAAAACCACAAAAUCAGAAAUAUCAAUAAGAGCUGAAGAAGUGCGGAAACAAAUAGAAGGUCAUGAAAAAUCAAUAAUAGAGCAGGUGACAAUGAUGAAAGAAAAUGUUCUACAGAAUUUACUAGAAGGGGAAAAGAAAGCAAUAAUAUCAAUGGAGAAAUCUGAAAAUGAAAUCGAAAGUAGAAUUGAAAAACUGCUGAAAAUCAAUGAAGUCAUCACCAGCAAUUUGCGUGCAAAUCCUGGGAUUACGUUUUUCAAGAAUACAGAUUUCAAAGCAUUGCAAGAAAUGCAUCAAUUUCCCACAAAAGUUUUUUUCAAACUGGAUAAUUUUCAACCUGGUGAUCCAUUUUCAUCAGAGCGUCAUUUCGGAAAAUCUCCAGAGUUUACAAUUUAUCAUCAACCUCGCUUGCAAUCUGAAGAUGUUAUAAAGGAAACCAUUAUUACUGAUUUGUUUAACAAAAUAAGUCUUUUAGAAUCACAAAUUGAAACAGAAAGAAAUGUGCUUACUCGUAGUAGUCUUCGGAGACAACUGAACAGGCAAAAGGAAGAACUUUCAAAAAUUUUAUGA
This is a messenger RNA of Saccostrea echinata, 978 nucleotides long. RefSeq names its product E3 ubiquitin-protein ligase TRIM45-like. The transcript has a single exon. The coding region runs from base 1 to 978 and encodes 325 amino acids. Gene Ontology annotation, molecular function: zinc ion binding. NCBI's taxonomy places the organism in Eukaryota, Metazoa, Mollusca, Bivalvia, Ostreida, Ostreidae. The record is from RefSeq and is a predicted model, not a curated record.